Kazachstania africana CBS 2517 is the source of this 1062-nucleotide messenger RNA. RefSeq names its product Nvj1p (gene NVJ1). The transcript has a single exon. NCBI's taxonomy places the organism in Eukaryota, Fungi, Ascomycota, Saccharomycetes, Saccharomycetales, Saccharomycetaceae. Bases 1 to 1062 code for a protein of 353 amino acids. The record is from RefSeq and is a predicted model, not a curated record.
AUGACACGUGCUCCUGUGGUUAGAAGUGGUCUUUCUUUCGCUGCUUCUUAUGUGAUUGUUAGGGGUGUCAAGCGAUUUGUAGAAAACCAUGUACCUGAAGAGUGGUUAUCAAUAAAAGAUCAAAAGGAAAUCGAAGCUACUGAAGCAUUAAGAAAAGUUGCAGAGGUUAUACAGGCUCAGCUUCCCCCUAUAGCAGAACUUGAGUUAGAUGAUCGAAAUUCAACUGGAUUAAAGAAUGUUUAUCACAUUUUCAUGAGAAAGAUGCUAGCUUUAAGACAAUACGAAAUUGAAAUUUACGUGUUUAUUAUCUUUGCUCUCAUAAUGAUUCCAGCGAUUGUCUCAUUCUGGUAUGGGACUCGUUCAAAUAGGAAACAUCUUGACAGGGAUUCGGAUGACAAGGGAAGUAAAUCUUAUAACGUACAAGAUAUGAGUGAAAAAGAACUGAAUUCAACACCUCCAAGUAGCAAACGUAAGACAAAGAAAAAUAAACGUAAGGAAAAGAAAAAUAGCAAUAAAAAGACAAAACGUGCGGAUGAUUCGACAAAUGAAAACUCUCCCAGUGGUAACAAAAAUACGGUACGAUCUAAUCCCAGUGAUGACAAUGGGAAAAACAGGCUUUUUCGUGAACCUCAUAAUCUACUUCUUAAUGAUGAUGCUAGUAAUGCUAGCGACUUUUUGGAUCAUAUCAAUGCUGUUAGCAAUUCUUCUGGUAACAAAUCUGACAACGUUUUGGGAGAUGAAGACACUGACGAAAAUACUCAUGAGAUUAAUGACAAUGAACUAGAUAAUUUAGCCAAGUCAUAUAUCAUCGAUAGGGUGCGCGAAAAGGAAGGUAGUAUACCAAGAGAGUUUCCCAAGUUGGAAUUGUCAUCUCCCCUCAAUGAUGGCUUGUCUAACCGUCCUUUGAGGUCAUCAUCUCAAACAAGUGCUGGAACAAAUAGCCUUGAUAGGGCACGCCACUCUAGGACACCUUCCUUCAUACAAUUCUCACCGACAAAGCAAAGCACUCAAAGCGUUCAAGUAGAUAAAAAUAAUGCCUAUUCACAGCCUUUUAGCUUUUAG